AUCUUAAAGGAUGGUCAAUCCUUUUGCCAGAUAGGAAAUUGGGGUUUGGAGAUUACAAGUGAAUCUUUUGGUAAAAACAAUACUUGAACAACUCACUCUUUGCAGUUUUUGUUAUUAUUUAGUAGUUGAGCUAUCCAUUUAACCAAAAUUUGAAAAGCAACAUCAAAGGCUUAAAGAAUACAAUACUUUCUAAACCCCUCACCCCCACCCAAAAAACUAAAAAACAAAAAGAAUAUAAAGGAAGGAAACACAAAGCUUUUCCCAACUCCUCUAAUAUAUACACCUCAACAAACACACAAGAACAAGGCCUUUACCCUUCUGAAUACAGAAACAUCAAGGAAUUCAAAUGGGAAAGACAGGCAAUAUCAUUAGAAGAUCAAUCUUCUGUUUCUUGCAGAAAUAUCAGUACUUUACUUCUAUCUCAGCAUUGUUAGCAUUCCCUUUCUCAGUUUCUCUUCUUCUCUCACAAACUUUUGUUCUUACUUCUUCAGUUUCUCUUCUUCCAAACAUAUAUUAUCACUUAAAGAUUCUUUUUGAUGCUGCUGGAUUCCCUCCUUCCUUGGAAUUCUUCUCAAUUUUCAAUCAGAAGCUUUCCCAAACAAUCUUUUCUUCCAUCUUCACUCUUCCUUUCACUCUUACUUUCCUUCUUAUUGCAAAAGCCUCUGUGAUUCAAGCUUUGAAAGAGACCAAACCAACAUUCCACCCUUCAUUUUCUUCUAUCAGAUCCCUUUACAAUCCACUUUUUUUAACCAACAUUUGCAACUCAAUUCUCAUACUCUCGGCAAAUGCAACAGUCUUUUCCAUUCUCUUCUUUGCUUUCAUUUGCCUUGAAGGAUCUGGCUUUUCUUCUUCCAACAGCUUUCUCUACCUCUCAUCAGUUGGAGCUGUCCUGUAUUCUAUAGUUUUGGCAAACACUUUGGUUAUCAGUAACUUAUCAUUGGUUUUAUCAGGCAUGGAAAAGCUUGGAGGUUAUCUAGCAAUACUUAAAGCUUGUGUUCUAAUUAGAGGAAAAACUUCCACAGCAUUACUUCUUGCUUUGCCAACAAAUUUAGCCAUGGCUGCAAUUGAAGCCUUGUUCCAAUACCGUGUAGUGAGAGCUUAUAAUGUUGUUGGAAGACUAAAUCUUUCCAUUCUGUCUGAAGGGAUUAUCAUUGCAUAUCUUUACUCGGUUUUCGUCGUCCUCGACACGACGGUUGGUUGUUUGUUCUUCAAGAGUUGCAAACCAGUUUAUUGGGUGGAUCUGGAAGGAAGACAAGCUCUUCAAAUAGACUUUGCUGAAGCAGACAGUGGUGAUUACAUGGAUUCAAAGGUUCAACAAAACUUUCAUUCAACAACGUGUGGAUAGGAUAAUCCAUUCAGCAGGACAAUCUGCGGGAAAAAAGUACAUAGAUUUCGGUUAAAGAAUGAGAAGAAGAAUCCAUGGAAAUCACUCAACAAGCAACACCUUUUUUUUUUCUCUUUUUUCCAAUACAGACAAGAAUCAGAGAAGAAACAAAGAUCCAGGAGCAGAAACCAUGUGAAAAUUUGUAACUGUUCCUUGAGUUCUCUCUGUUCUUGCCAUUUGUCUUAUCAUUUAUUUCAUCUUGGUGUUCGUAUUGUAGAUAGAUAGCCGACAGUUACAUUGUGGUAGAACAUACAGACCUUGAUUUAUCAGAAGCUUGACUGAAAAAUAAAAAUCAAUAGCUUGCGAUGUAGUUUAGCAGCCUCGAAAAGCUUGCUUCAAAUCUUCAAAUACAUGUAUUGAACAUCUAUGAUUCUUCUUUCUAAUAGAAAAGUUUGCGAUUGCCCACUUGAGAUUUGAGCAUUAUGUGGAGAAAAACAAUCAAUAGUUGACGAACCCAGAUGGGAAAUGCAUUCAAAAUAAAGCCUUGAUCUGAUCCAGACAUUGGCUCGGCACAAUCGUUGACUGUUAUCUCUGAAGCAAUUGGAAGAAAGAUAAUGGCGUCAAGAUUUGAGCUUUCAAAGUAAAUGGCUAGGAUUCAGAA
This is a messenger RNA of Benincasa hispida (wax gourd), 1985 nucleotides long. RefSeq lists its product as uncharacterized. The record is from RefSeq and is a predicted model, not a curated record. Lineage: Eukaryota; Viridiplantae; Streptophyta; Magnoliopsida; Cucurbitales; Cucurbitaceae.